GGGUAUUUCCCCUGCGUCGGUCCCCGUUGUACGACCCUGUUAAUAUAUAUUUAAUAUACAGUUUAUUAAUGAGACUACGAAACCAGUUAUAAGGUAAAGUGAUAAGCAACGUCAUUUACAAACGCACGCAUAUAUUCUAAUAUGAUACAGCGUGUCCAGAAAGAAUGUCACCACACACAAUGCGCUUCAAUUUUUCGGAUUACUGAUUUUUUUCUUGACAAUCGCACGGUUCGUUGUUCAAAUCAGAGUCAGUUGAGUGGAGAAAUCUUCGUGACGCGAGUGAAUAACGUUGGUAAACCCAGGAAUUCCUCCUUUGUCUCGAUAUAAAAUACUCUGUAAUGGUCUUUUGAAAGCUAACGUUUACAAUGUUCUUCAAAAUAUUAGAGUUCAGCGUGUUACUGUGUAUAGGACAUCUUGUCUAUGCGCAAGUUGGGGACAGAUGCUUUUUUCAAGGACGCAACAAAGAAGGUAUAUGUAAGCUUUUCCAUGACUGUCGUAGUGCUGAAGAAGGUGCAAGGAGGGAUAUUGAGCCGACAGUAUGCGGCUACCAGCGCAAUACUAUCAUAGUCUGUUGCGAAGAUAGCAAUCGCAACGAAAAUUAUAACAAUUACCAAAGUCAUAACUACAGCCCUCAGACAAACGAGGAUCCUUACAGACCGGAAACGUCGGAUUUUAUAUUCCCCGAUCAAGAACUACCUAUACGAGACAGAGAUCCAAUCAAAGAAAAUACUGGUAGUUCCAGAAUCAGCGAACAAAAAUGUAAAGAAUAUAACAAGGCUAUUGUGGGUGAGGUUCAAGUAUUGCCAUUAGUUGCAAAUCCACAACCAAUUAGCAUCAAAAUCAAUAAAUGCGAUCAUAAUAGUGUACCACUGAUAGUUGGGGGUAAACCAGCACAAUCUGGAAAAUACCCUUUCAUGGCGGCUCUUGGAUUCAACACAGAUGAAAAAUGGCUGUGCGGAGGAACACUGAUCAGUCACAGGUUCAUCUUAACAGCAGCACACUGCACAUCUAGCCGUAGUGGAUCGCCGGUGGUGGUUAGACUGGGAGCACUAUAUCUGUCCCAGGAGACUAGUACUUCCGAAGACUACAGAGUCGCAGAUAUAAUCGUUCAUCCGAAUUAUCGAUAUCCAGAAAAAUAUAAUGAUAUCGCUCUAAUCAGAGUAGAGAGGGACAUCAAGUUUACCAAAUAUGUGCGCCCAGCUUGUCUAUAUACCAAGGAUCAUAUUAGCCAAAAAGCGGCUAUAGCUACUGGAUGGGGAAGAAUCGAUUAUGCUGGUGAAACCAGCGACCGAUUGCUGGAGGUUAAUUUGAACAUCUACGAUAAUAGCUUAUGUCAAAAAGCCUACCGCAAUAACAAUGGCUUAGCAAACGGAAUUACGUCAACCAUGAUAUGUGCAGGAGAAUUGAAAGGUGGAAAAGACACCUGUCAGGUAUGUUAUCAUUCAUUAGCAGAUCAAGGGCGUACCCAGAAGGGGGCAAGGGGGGACAGCUGCGCCCCCCCUUUUCCCUAGCUUGGACUAAAUUAAAUAGAGGAAACAUUUUUACAAAAAUUAAAUUAUUCAUGUUCAGGAUUCUCCACAACCGGAAUCUAAAUCUGUUAGAUGAGGAAUUAGCAGGAUUAGUUGAAAUCUAUGGUAGAUAUAAACUCAAUUUUGCUAAAAGCACUAAAUAUGUUACGUGUGUUUGGAACUCGGGAAAGGGUAAAGAGAAUGCCAUACGCUCAGUUUUAUUGUGGUCCGAUUUCUACGUAAAAUUAUGCAUCAAUAAUUACUGAUAUCUAGGCUACACGAUCCAUAAAUGUCACAUCUCUUGAUAAAUAUAUUGAUGGAUCACAGUGAAUACUGAUCUUGUGACAUUCGUCUAAACGUCGCGGGGUAUUUUAUGGAGGCAAAGUUGCACAGACAACUAAAGAAUGAACUUGGACAGUUUGGAAAUUCAAAUCAUUUCCGAAUUUAUUCUAAGUCGUGUUUAGUCUUUAGUCCGAAACGAAACUUUUUAAACAUCCACAUUUUCUACAAAUCUCAAACAAGUUACACAAUAACAUUAUCACUUUUCCUCUUCUAAAUGGUGGCCUAAUUAAAAUUUAGUUCUGACUUUUCAAUUCUCAGUUUUUUAAAAUUAUACCGUUUUUUAUGUCUUAAUUAUUUAUAGAAUGCAUACUUUUGUAUCAAUGCGUAACAUGUUAUCAUCUUUGAUAUUCUAUGAAAUAAAUGACUAUAUGAUAAUUUCAAAGUUGUUCGCCUAUGCAAAAAUGGCAUAGAUGAGACAAAUCAAAGUUCAGACGGGGGAUAAGAGACGAAAAAUGAUAUUAAUGUUCUGUUUAUGCCACUUUGCAGGGAUCAAAAAGUGGCAAUGUUAAUAAAAUAAUAAAUUCAGAAAAAAAUAGAAACGAUUCUGGGAAAAUCGUUCCCUUUUCCGUGUACCUCCAGAGAUACUCGAAGCAUCAAAACUUUUCAAAUGGAUGUUCUUAAAUAUAUAAAUACGCAACUUUGCCACCAUUCAACCGACCCACAUCUCUUACUGUUUCGGAGAUCACAAUGGUGAAAAUAUGACAAGUUUGUUUUUCAAAUCAUUCUAGAACAAACUAGGUACAACAUCCUUCUACAUAAGCUAUAAAACUAUUUUUAGCAUUCCGUGCUAUAUCAAAACUUAUUCCUUUGAAAGUGGCAUAUCAGAAAAUAUACUAACAGAUGUACGGUGUCCCAUUAAAAAAGUCGUUGUCAUUUCGGUAUGAAUCACCCUGCAGGGAACCGUAUAGUCGACAAUUUUUGUAAAUAACAUUUUUAUUCUGUUUUACAGUAGUUUGCAUUUUUGAUUGUGUUCAAAAUCAUCAGAAAUGGAAAAAAAGAUAAAGUCAAGUUUGGGGGAGUUACAGAUUUUUUGGUCAUAAUACUGGUACCAUUAAACAGGCCUUUCAAAAUUUCUUAAAAGCCUGUGGUACUUUCCAAGUUAUAGAAGAACCAAUAAUUAUGUUAGUUUUUUUGACGGUUUCUCUAUCGUAACAGGACCGAUAAACAAAAACUUCAAGUAUUUUUCUGACUGUAAUAGAGGGCCAAGGAAUACCUGACGAACGCGACAAAAAUGUACCUACAUGUUAUUUCUGGAAAUUAUUCUUCCAUUUCAAGUUUUUUCGCGAUUACAAUACUUUCCUGGUCUAUUAACGCCCAAAAAAUAGGUAUAUAAAAUUUGCAGUAUAUUUGUCAUAUAUUAUCUCAAACGUUGCUUUCAAGUAUUGCAAUUCAGCAUAGUAUUUUGGUUUCACUGUUCGAAAUCUGACGAGGUGUUUAUAUGCCAGAAAAUAAUUUUAAGAGCAGCAUUAAAAUUAUCCCAGAUGACAUCUUGUAGAUAGUACUUCAAAAAGUUGAAAAUAUUAACAUUACCAUACAAAUACAUACUGUUAUUACAAUAAUAUGAUCACUAGAAACUGUAACAAUCUAAACCAGGUUAUAUAAGCAAAGCCCAUACUAUAACGGUGUAAAAAUUCUUAAUGCUUUGCCAGUACAUAUAAAAGACUGCACCAGUACAUAUGGCUUCAAAAAAUAUUGAAAGUUUAUUUAAUAGAAAAAGCGUUUUAUUUACUGAAUGAAUAUUCUAAUUGUCCAUAGUUUUUUUUGAUGUAAUGUUUUUUUGUGUACGUGUGGCAAUAAUGCUUUUAAAUGCGAGAUUGUACCAUCAAAGUGUUUAUUUCUUCUCAUUUUGGCGUUGUCUAUGUUUACCACUGUGAACCUUAUGACAAUAAAUUAUUAUUAUUUAAAAAAGAAUUAGAUUGAAUGUUCCAAAAAAGUCAUAGUACAGGGUCCGGCAAUGAAACGGGAAGAUUUGGGGUGGGGCUUGCAGCGGGCGGUGAAGUGGUAGGGAGGACAGUCACAGACCUGUCGGGACCCGAGUGGCUGGAGCGUUGGACGGGUGAGCAUCGCGGUUACGCAAUUAAGGCUUAUUACCAAAAUGGCGAGAGUUUAGUGCAAACGCGUCGAGAUUUUAGACGGCAUUUUAACAUACCGCGUAACCAACCGGUUCCGUCAGACCAUGCGAUUCGAAUGUGGCUAAACAACCUCGAGCAAACUGGAUCGACGUCUAGAGAAAGAGGUGGUAGUGCCAGAACGAUUCGAACCCCUGAAAAUAUUCAACGUGUUCGACAAGCCAUUUUAAGAAGUCCACGACGAUCGGCCAUCCGUCACGCCACACGCCUUCGAUUAAGUGACAGAUCGGUGAGAAGGAUUCUCCAUCAAGAUCUUCGAUAUCACCCGUUUAAAAUACAGGUUGUUCAAUCUCUUCACCCGGAUGAUUAUCAACAGCGUCUCAGAUUUUGUGAGGUUAUGCUUGCAAGGCUGGAAGAAAUUGAUGACCAGGUUAACAACUUGUGGAUGAGCGAUGAGGCACAUAUUCACCUCUCCGGUUUUGUUAACAGACAAAAUUUUAGAUACUGGGCGGAGGCUAACCCUCGUAUGCUUCAUGAAUCACCUCUUCAUGCUCAGAAAGUGACAGUAUGGUGUGCAACGUCUGCAAAUGGAAUCAUCGGUCCGUAUUUUUUUGAGGAUGAGGCUGAAAAUGCCGUUACCGUUAAUUCUGAGAGAUAAGUUUCAAUGAUUCGGAACUUCCUCACACCUGAACUCUACCGCUUUCCAGUUAAUGAACACACACUUUUUCAACAAGACGGUGCAACAAGCCACACUGCAAGAAUUUCGAUGAAUGCGGUGAAUGCU
This is a messenger RNA of Acanthoscelides obtectus, 4703 nucleotides long. NCBI's taxonomy places the organism in Eukaryota, Metazoa, Arthropoda, Insecta, Coleoptera, Chrysomelidae. The record is from the annotation of a GenBank genome assembly.